CACCUGGAUUUUUCGCCGACACUCUGCUAAUUCUGCCCCAUAUCGCCCCUCCAUUCAUCGCAUCUACCGAGUCUCUGUCUUGCCUUCAUUGACUACUGUCACAAGCCAACCCCACCAUAGCCUCCAUCUCGUGGUUGGUGUAACACUGCGCCAAAGGGAAGUGUAUACUUGCCCGCUCGUAUACUCCGCGCCGGAAUAUUGCCUACCGAGGUCGCAUUGCGAGUUUGACCAUAUCAGAGGUCGCCCCUAAUCAUUGACAACUAUGCGAUCAUAUUAAUCUGGUUGAAUCGCAUAGUAGGGAAACCCACAUAUGCAGUAUUAGCUUCCUCGGUUCUGCGAGACCCCAGCCACGACUCAUCCUUGCACAGUUGUCGAGGGCGGAUCUGUGCUUCUGCGCAUGACAUUUCUCCAACCCAAUCUGCCCAACAAUGGCCACAGAAAGCACUCAAGCCAUCGAGACAGGGGAUUCUAUGUCUUCCGACCAAGUGUCCACCAAUGCUCCGCGCCCAGUUACAUCGCACCGGCGACAGCCUUCUCAAGGAUGGUCCACUGCCGAUUACGAUCAUGACAAUGAGAACUACACCGUGGACAUGAAGAACCUCGACACACCUCUUGUACCUUACAAUAGCAAUCCCGAGAGACCACAUGGCCACCGUUCAUCUCGCUCUGGUUCUACAAAAAGCAGAGGCCGAGGUAAAAACCAUCCGGAAGAGAUCAUGGGGCGAACGGACAAGCUACCGUCGUUAGAACCAUCCUUGUGGUCCGAGGAGAAUGAGCCGCUACAGGCAACCAGCGCAAGGAAACACGGAGAUGGUGGCCCCAAGGCUUCAACGUCGAACAGCCAAAAUUCUCCCUUGAGCCGGUCGAAUACUCGACGCUCCACAGCGGACCGUGGGCGGCCCUUGGCCUCGGAUCGCUCGCCUCUCCAACUGCUAGAGGUGUCCUUGAAAGAGAAGAAGAGGGCACGAGUGUUGGAGGCUGAAAUGAGGUUGAAAGAACGGAUGCAAAAGGAGGCCGAAGGUCGAGGAGCGGCAUCUUCACAACCAUCAAACCGGGCUGACCCGAGAGUAGCAGGCCGCGAGGAUGUUCCACGAGAUAUGAGUGAGCAGACCACCAGACAUAACCAGCCGGCUACACAAGGUACCAGACGGCCGGGUCAUCGACGGCUUGCUUCUGAAAAUCGAGCAGAGUAUGGCCCCUUGGAACAAAAUCCAUACGAGAAGCCCAGAGCUUCGCGCACCAGUGCUCCAUCCCUUCCAAAUCCGCUGGCAUACUCUCCUGAUGAGGGCCCGUACUCCGGUGUGGGAAAAUCGAGUGCGGCGGUGGUAAGCAGAGGCACCGCCCCCAGACGAACAGUGACCGUGAGCCACAGAACCGGGGGACCUCCUAUGGGCCCACGAGCGAUGAACACGAGCGGUCACCAAGACUCGCGAGCCCUUGAGGCAAGAACAUUUGAUUCGGCGCCCCCAAAACAAGAUAGGAUGGUGCCGCCCACCAGGAAGAAUGUACCGAAUCAGAUGGAAUCUGGCAAACCAGGGGCGCACGCGCAGUAUGACUCGACGACCCAACAAGGUAGACCACUGCCACAAGCUGUCCCAGACGCGGGCCCCCAGAUAUCGAAGACGAUGCUACAGCGGGAUCCUGCGAAAAAUCUUGGUGGCGUUGCACCCGAGCUGUCCAUCCCAUUGGGUGCUGAUCUGAGCGCCGACCUGAGCCGAGAAACUGUUGGAACGACAACGAGUGCGCCGUCAAAACCCAAGGUCUCGUUCAAUGUACCACCACCUACCCCGCCUCCUCUAUCGGAGUGGAAGACUGCACAAGUAGCUCGACUAGGAGCAUCCGACUUUGACUUCCAGCGACUAGACGCCGAUCGAAGCAAGGCUUGGUGGGAAGGCGGAACGAGCAAUAAUCGUCGACGUAGUAGGGCAUUGCCUAGUGACUUUCCGCAGGGAACACCGACUCAAAAAUCAACAGGCAGCAAGCGCUUUCAGCCGCCGAUAUUCCUGAAAUGCGGACCCCUGCUCAGGUAUGGCGGAUUGAAGCGCAUUCGCAUUGAUGGACCCAAUGGGCCGUUCAACAAGGAGACAUGGAGAGGUAGUAUUCUUAUUGUGACGCAAGAUUCGCGCUCAUCUUACGAGCCAUGCCCGACACUGAGAUUAUUUUCGCAACCCAUGGAUCUGCUCCCCCCUCCACCAUUUCAAGUAGACGGAGAAGAAGCUCGACUCGCACCUGAGUACGUUGACCCCACAGCAGGACUCAUGAAGCUAGGGCGAGAUGGCCGCGCUCUUUAUGUCAAACCAGUGGAUCAUAUCAAGGAAGAGACAGACCUAUCACUUAUUGAGAAUGAUGAUGGCCUAUACGAGAUGUCCGCAAGCAUGGUUGACUACAGCAGUGAAGGUGUCAAACAGCCAGUCCCUGCCAAUAGAGUUCACUCCGUGGAUGGAGAAGCCGCUGGAAGUUACACCGAGGUUGCCGGAGCUCGCCUCUACGCGGACCCUGGGCGGGAUGUGACGUUCUGGAGGUUUAACAUUGAGGUCGAAUUAGGUCCUACUCAGCAGCGGAUCGCUUAUCGACUAAACCAGGGCCCUGCCAUUGGUUUCUGGGUGCCAGCACGUGGGCAACCAAUGAAUAUCAUGUUCCAUACGGGUAACGGCUUCAGCCCAGCCGUCGACUCCAACAAACUGUGCGGGCCUGAUCCGUUAUGGCGUGAUAUCUUGAAUGAGCAUCAGACCCAGCCCUUCCACGUUAUGAUUGGUGGAGGUGACCAGAUCUUUAAUGAUAAGGUCAUCGCAGAGACAGCCCAUUUCCAGGAAUGGGUAAAGAUAAAGAGCUUGGGAGAGAAGUAUGAUGCAUCAUUCACGGCCGAAUUUCGAGCCGAGCUUGAUGACUUCUAUCUUGGAAACUACUCUGCAUGGUUCUCCCAAGGACUCUUCUCCCUAGCCAGCUCUCAGAUUCCCAUGGUGAACAUGUGGAACGACCAUGAGAUCAUUGAGGGAUUCGGCUCCUACCCGGAGGAGUUUAUGAACAGCGCUGUCAUUUCGGGUCUCGGUAACAUUGCGUUCAAGUAUUAUCUCCUAUUCCAACAUCACAGUGUCCCGGAAGAAACCGAAGCGGAGGAACCGAGUUGGCUUCUUGGAGCCCAACCAGGGCCGUACAUCAACCAAAGGAGUCGACAUCUUUUCAUGUCCUUGGGUGACGGCGUAGCCUUCCUUGGACUGGACUGCCGCACGGAGCGGAUGACAGAUGAAAUCCUUAGCGAGCAAACGUGCGAUUUAAUCUGGGACCGAUGUCACCGCGAGAUAUCACGAGGCGAGACCAAGCACCUCAUCGUCUCUUUGUCUAUCCCGAUAGCGUACCCAAGAGUGGCAAUGGUCAAAAACAUCCUCAAUAGCCGCAAGUCUCUGGGUAAAGCCGGACUUUUGGGCGGCUUGGUAAACAAAACUGGCGGCAAAGUGGAGAUCUUUGACGACCAUUGGACGGCUAAACACCACAAGUCAGAGCGGACGUAUCUAAUUGAGGAUCUCCAAGAUCUGGCCGCCGAGAAGUCAGUCCGAGUGACUAUUCUGAGUGGUGAUGUCCAUCUGGCCGCCGUCGGCCAAUUCUACUCGAAUCCGAAGUUGAACAUCCCCAAGGACAAGGACUACCGAUAUAUGCCUAACGUCAUCUCCUCCGCCAUUGCGGACCUACCCGAGACGGAGAUGAUCUCCGACAUGCUAAACAAACGCAACCGAGUGCAUCACAUGGAUACCAAUACGGACGAAGACAUGGUCCCGAUUUUCACUCACGAUGUGAACAACAAGCCCCGUAACAAUAAGAGGCUUUUACCCCGGCGGAACUGGUGCUCCAUCCGUCAAUAUCAGCCAGGCUCUAUACCACCAGGAACACCGCGACCUGCAUUGAGACCAGGCGUGGAAGAGCCUCGUCCGCGUAAAUUGAAGAGGACCUUAUCGUUGACGCGGGGGGAUAAGCCUCCCAGCGGAGGCCUGUUCCGCCGUCUUUCUGGUCGCGGCCCACCACCUACGAGGGAUUUCAAUCUAGGCGAGGCCCCGGUAGGCCGGCGUAUGAGCAUGGAUGGAACCUUCCCCUCGAUUGAAACUGGGGAUGGCUAUUUCCAGUCGAAGGAAUUCCAGCCUGGACCUUUACAACGCCGGCCCACGAAUCUGAGCCAGAAGGCGGGCAAUCGUGGCAUGGAUACAUUUAUCGACAUGGAAGAGGGACUGGCUAUUACGCUUAACCUGGAGCUCAACCCGAAAGAUCCAGCUGGUAUCACCGCCCCAUACAAGCUUCUGGUACCCCCGCUCCGCUACGAGGGGAUGGACUUUGACCUACCAGCGGCCCCAGUCGCCAAGGGAUGGAAGAAAUGGUUGGGAGUGCGGGGAGCAAAGCGAGAGAAACUGCCGGCGGAGGAUACAGAGGUAGAGGAUGGGGAUGGGCUGAGUGAUGAGGAGGAGGACGACGAAGGUGAUGAUAACUUUGAAAAUCCUCGAGAGAUGAUAUAUGGUGGGGUAGUGAGGGAGAGUAAUGGAAUAGGACCGGCCGGGCUGGUGGGCGCAAGCGCUGAGGAUGUGGAGGGGGAGGAGGGUGAUAAGGAGGAGACUACACCUUCCAAGCGGAAGAAAUGGUUUGGACGAUCCAAGUGAGGGGAAGGGGCGAAUGAGGCGUGACGACUUGACGACCGAUACUUGAUGAUGACUGAUGAACGAGCAUAACGACGGACGGAGGUAUACGUAUACGUAAGUGACUUGGAGUGUAACAAUGUUACUACUGAGUACUGUAGAUAGAUAAUCUGAUCGAUAAUCAAAG
Aspergillus homomorphus CBS 101889 is the source of this 4803-nucleotide messenger RNA. RefSeq lists its product as uncharacterized. The transcript has 6 exons. Bases 429 to 4640 code for a protein of 1403 amino acids. Lineage: Eukaryota; Fungi; Ascomycota; Eurotiomycetes; Eurotiales; Aspergillaceae. The record is from RefSeq and is a predicted model, not a curated record. Gene Ontology annotation, cellular component: membrane.